This is a messenger RNA of Lycium ferocissimum, 1610 nucleotides long. RefSeq names its product putative UDP-rhamnose:rhamnosyltransferase 1. The transcript has a single exon. The record is from RefSeq and is a predicted model, not a curated record. The coding region runs from base 22 to 1485 and encodes 487 amino acids. Gene Ontology annotation, molecular function: UDP-glycosyltransferase activity. Lineage: Eukaryota; Viridiplantae; Streptophyta; Magnoliopsida; Solanales; Solanaceae.
AAAAACAUACCUCUUUAAGCCAUGGCUGCUGAAUUUGUAAAAUCAUUGGCUGAUGGAGUUGAAUGUAAACUUCAUAUAGUUGUGUUUCCUUGGUUAGCUUUUGGUCAUAUUAUACCAUAUCUUGAACUUUCCAAAUUAAUAGCUCAAAAGGGUAACAAAAUUUCCUUCAUUUCAACUCCAAGAAAUAUUGAUAGACUCCCGAAACUCCCCCUUGAAUAUUCCACAUCCAUAAACUUAGUAAAAAUUCCACUUCCAAAAGUUGAUGGACUACCAGAAAAUGCAGAAGCAACUAUGGAUAUUCACACUAAAGAUAUUGUAUAUCUCAAGAAAGCCUUAGAUGGUAUGGAACUUGAGUUGACAAGUUUCUUGGAGAAAAAUUCUCCUGAUUGGGUAAUUCAUGAUUUUGCACCUUAUUGGUUAGCGCCAAUCACAACUAGGUUAGGGAUAUCUAGGGGGUUUUUCCGAAUUAUUAAUGCUUGUUUUUUGGCUUUUUUGGGGUCUACGGACAUGAUGCUUACUGGUUCGACUAAUCCACCACCAACCCCGGAGGAGUUCAUGGUGCCGGCGAAAUGGAUACCGUUCGAAACAAAGGCGGCUUUUCGUCGCCACGAGGCUAAGUGGAUAGUUGACGCCAUGCAAAAGAACGUGUCCGGCGUUUCGGACCUCUAUCGUACUGGGGCUACAAUAAAGGACGUUGACGUAAUUAUCAUACGUCAGUGUCGCGAGUUCGAAGGUCAGUGGCUGAAGUUACUAGAGGAUCUUCACCACAGGCCCAUACUUCCUGUGGGGUUAAUGCCACCUCCAUUGCACGAUAGCAAUGAUGAGAAUAAUGAAAAUUGGGCAUGCAUUAAGGAAUGGCUAGAUGAACGAACAAAAGGCUCGGUAGUUUACGUAGCGUUAGGGAGUGAGGUGACUAUUGGUCCGACUGAAAUUAACGAGUUGGCCCAUGGGUUGGAGUUGUCUGGAUUACCGUUCUUUUGGGUUUUGAGGAAGCCAUCUAACUCGGAAAAUAUGGACUAUAUUGAGCUGCCCGAUGGGUUCGAGGAGAGAAUAUAUGGUCGAGGUAUAGUAUGGAAGAGUUGGGUACCUCAGUUGAAGAUACUCAGUCAUGAGUCAGUUGGUGGAUUCUUGACUCAUUGUGGAUGGAGCUCGGUAAUAGAAGGGCUGAUGUUUGGUCACGCUUUGAUUAUGCUGCCUUUUUUGGUUGAUCAAGGGUUGAAUGCAAGAAUCCUAGAGGACAAGGAGAUUGGUAUAGAAAUACCAAGAAAUGAAGAGGACGGUUCAUAUACAAGGGACUCCGUUUCCAGUUCAGUCAAGAUGGUAAUGGUAGAAAGAGAUGGAAAGAAAAUUAGAGAGAAAGCAAAAGAAAUCAGCUCAAUAUUUGGGGACAGAAGGCUAUAUGACAAGUACAUAGAAGAUCUAAUUCAGUUCCUGGAAGAUCAUAGAAAAAUGUGCAAAGGGCAUAGUUCCCAGAACUUGAUGUAAUCAAAACCAAUUAAUUAUUAGGUGUUCGGAUCUAUAUGUAAUAUCUUAAUACUCAAAUGUUUAUUUAAGUACAGAUGUGUUAAUCUUAAUAAUAACAAACGAAGCAAGGCUUCAUAACUUCACUA